Molecule: messenger RNA, 1162 nt
Organism: Paramecium primaurelia
Lineage: Eukaryota; Ciliophora; Oligohymenophorea; Peniculida; Parameciidae
Source: the annotation of a GenBank genome assembly
AUGUCACCAUUACCAGAACCAAAUAAUCAAAAUGUUUAAUCUGAACAAAAUAAUGAAGUAUACACUAUUCAAUUAACCAAAAGGUUUUUAGAUUCAUUUACAAAAACAAAGAAUAUGAUGUGACUGAAUAUGUUCCAAAACAUCCUGCUGGUAAAUCUUUUUUUGAUAAGAUGAAGGAUGAGAAAGAAGACUUUACAGAAUAUUUCAGGUAUUUAAUUAGAUUUAUUGAUUAUUUAGAUGUCUACACUCCAAAAGAGCUUUGAAAAUAUUAAAAUCCUAAAAAGUUGUGAGAUCUAAUAUUAAGGAAUCAGAAGAAAGCAAACAAUAUACACACAUAAAAAAAUAAGUAAAAAAUCUUUUUGAACCGGAUUGGACAAUAGAACUGCUUCUUUUUCUUGGAUUGAGUUUAGGUUUAUAUUUAGGAGUUACUAGUGAAUGGUAUAUAGCAAUACCUACUAUAGCUUUGACAUAAAUAGUUGCUGGGUAAGAUUUAAUAUAUAUCUUUAGAUGGUAAGGACAUUCAACUAACCACAACCGAAAUCCUUUGUUGUACAAAUUAUCUAUUCCUUAUGGAAUUAUUCAUGGUUUUUCUGCUGAUUGGUGGUAAUUCAAACAUAAUAAUCAUCAUAUCUUUACAAAUAGAAUCGGAAAAGAUGAUGAUAUCAAUCACACAUAUUAAAAAUGGUAAUAUGGAUUCCUCUAUUUGAAGUAUAAAAGUAAUUAAUAAUCUUUUAGAUGGAAAUUUGAUUCUUUUCUGACAUCAUACAAUAAGAUUGACAUCAUCUAUAUUCUAAUUCAUCAAUUAAUUGUAUUCUAACAAAAAAUAUGGAUAUAUGUUGUUGCCUAAUACAUUGCAGGAUUCUUUAGUGCUUGUAUAUUGAUAGGAAAUCAUGAAAGAGAAUAUAAGUUCUUCAAUAAAAUUGACAAACCAUUCAUUGAACAUUAAAUUAUAACAUCUAGAAAUUAUGAUUGGACAGGUAUUAUUAAAUUAAACUAAAUCUUAGAUUGGUUAUCUAAUUUGUUGAUGGGAGGAAUGUAAUUUUAAACAGAACAUCAUCUAUUUCCAUAGAUUCCCUUCUAUAGAUUACCUUAUGCAGCCAAAAUUAUUAAUAGAGAAUUAAAUAAAUUUGGAUAUAAAAUACAUGUUGGCAAAAUAUUAUGA